AUGUGUACAAUUUUUUUCUUUUUUCCAGGUCUGUUUCUUUUUCCUUUUUUUUUUUUUUGCUUUGCAUGUAGUGUGAGGUGUGAUCGCAUCUCGUUUUGCAUGCAAAUGUCCAGUUUUUAUUCGUCAUCGACGCUACCCCUAAUAUUGCUGCUGCUGCUGCUUUGUGUGCGCCUCUGUUCGGGCCUUGUGGAACAUCGCUGCACGUUCGACAAGAGGACGCGAGAUGGUGCUCCUCUGCCUAUGGUGCGUGAGCUGCCGCGGAAGGGACAGGGUGCAUUCCAGGCAUACACCGCCAGUGAGCCGGAGUGGAGGCCGUUACGCAUCGGAUUUUUCACAGAGGAUCUGAAGAAUAAGUCACGUUAUUGCACGGCUGAGGGAGAUAUGCGUCCAGACUACGAGGGUAACACGGUGAAGUGCGAGAAGAAGCAUAUCCUUACUGAAGAAAAGAGGGCGCUUCUUAUUAAUAAGCUCUUACCAGACUCCAUUAAGUUACAUUCGGAUCGUCUCCUUGUUCAACCAACGGAAUUAUUUGUGUUGCCGCCCUCUCUCGUUGGCGCGUGUACUUUGUUUUUGAUUCCUGAUAGUCAUUUUGCUGAAGGGAUUACUGGUGCCGAUUUUAUCCUUUAUGUUGCUGCUGGGCCGACGCAUGACGUGAAUGUCGCGUGGGGCGUACCGUGUGCUCUCAGGAGUGGUGGUCGACCCGCUGUUGGUGCUCUCAACUUUGGUCCGCAGCACAUCUCUUCAAGGCAGGACCUCUCGCGUGCCGUUGCACAUGAGAUUGCACACGCUCUUGGAUUUUCCGUUCAACUCUUUGCUGAAAGCAAAAUGGUCACCAAGUUGUCCAAAAUUCGUGGCAAAUCCAACGUCCUCGUAGUGUCUUCCGAAAAGACACGGGAGGUGACGCGGAAACAUUUUAACUGCGAUAGGGCGCCUGGUAUGGAGCUGGAGGAUGAGGGUGGUGCGGGGACGGCGCAGUCUCACUGGGAGCGGCGGAACGCAAAGGAUGAGAUAAUGGCGGGUGUUGCUGGGAUCGGGUACUACUCCGCCAUGACGAUGGCUGCAUUUGAGGAUUUGGGGUAUUACCGCGCUAAUUGGGGCAUGGAGGAGGUGAUGGGGUGGGGCAGAAACACUGGAUGCGAUUUUCUGGAAGAGAAAUGCGUAAACAAUGGUACCACGAAAUACCCUGAUAUGUUCUGCGUCGAUGGUUCCUUUCUAUUUCAAUGCACAUCCGAUCAUUUGGCGCUGGGGGUUUGCGGCUUGUUUCAUUUUGGACGGGAUCUGCAUCCGGUGUAUAGGUACUUUAAAUACCCUUUUAUGGGCGGCUCACCGAAUGAAUUGACGGAUUACUGUCCUGUUAUUAUGCCGUCGGGGGAAGGCGCAUGCACCAAUACUCUGAACAAUUUUACUGGGUGUCGUGUGGGGCCCAAUUCGCGAUGCGUGGAAAGCGACUUGCUUCGCUUCAACUCGGUGACCAUUGGUGCCAUCUGCGUGGAGGUAUCGUGCGAACAUAAAGGGGUUGCAAGCAUACGGUACGUGGGAGAUGACACCUGGUAUCCUUGCCCAGAGGGGCACCGGUUGAAACCAGGACCUCCAUUCACCCGCGGCCACAUUAUCUGCCCAAGAUACACGGAUAUUUGCACCACCCUUGCUUCUGCCGUCUUGAAACCUACGCUCGAUAACAACACCUUCCAGAACCUGCUUACGCCUGUGGAGGGCCCAGUGCAGAGGAGCCUCUCGAAGCCCUUGGAGAUGAAAAAAACCGACGCCAGGAAAAAACACUUCGGGGUGGAUGCAGGCAGCGUUGCCGUUACUCCCAGUUUGCCUUGGCUGCUUCUUUGCUCUCUCUUGGGCGCUUUGCUCGGAAUAUGA
Trypanosoma cruzi is the source of this 1869-nucleotide messenger RNA. Its product is annotated as surface protease GP63, putative. The record is from RefSeq and is a predicted model, not a curated record. The transcript has a single exon. The coding region runs from base 1 to 1869 and encodes 622 amino acids. Gene Ontology annotation, molecular function: metalloendopeptidase activity. Gene Ontology annotation, biological process: cell adhesion; proteolysis. Gene Ontology annotation, cellular component: cytoplasm; membrane. Lineage: Eukaryota; Euglenozoa; Kinetoplastea; Trypanosomatida; Trypanosomatidae.